UAGCACGUUACGUCACACUUUAAGAAAAUGAAAUUAAAAUGAAAAAAAAUAAAAGAAAAAGUCCAUAACCAAAAAAAAAAAAAAACAAACCUAUGCGCAUUGCGCACCUCUCUUCCUCUUCCUACCGUUCUUUCAUAUUAUCAGUAAGAAGAACAACAACAAACUACCAAUACCAUUACCAAUACGUUUCUUCUUCCAUUUCAAACCUCUCUACCUCCAAACCCCUCCAACAACUACGACUACCACUCUCUCUCUCGUCUUUGCGAUUGCAACGACGUGUCGUUUCUACCUCCAUGGCAUCAGAUGACGUAACCACUUUACCUGCCGACGACGACAAGUACGGCUUCACUCGCUCCGAGAUGUACCAGACAAACCUUGCUGGUACCGUUGACGCCUAUGACCGCCACGUCUUUCUUUGUCAUAAGAACCCCGAGGACUGGGCCUCUCGUGUCGAGGAUUCUGCGUCCGAUCCGCUUCCCAAGCUCCUAUUCUCGGCUCUCAAAGCUAGGAAGAACGAUAUUGCUCUUAAGACGAAGUUGACGAUCUGUGAGGGACGCGAUGGGACCGAGUUUUCAGAUGGAGAUGUGCUGAUCUUUCCUGAAAUGGUCAAAUACAGGUCUUUGAAGGAUUCAGAUGUGGAUAGCUUUGUGGAAGAUGUCCUUGUUAAUGGCCAGACGUGGACAACAGGAGUGCAGGAGGUCUUAAAUGGAUCAUAUGUGUUUGUUUGCGCUCAUGGAAAUCGAGAUAAAAGAUGUGGUGUAUGUGGACCUGUUCUUAUUGAAAAGUUCAAGGAGGAGGUUGAGUCGAGGGGGCUUACCGAUCAGGUCAUUGUUAGUGCAUGCUCUCACAUUGGAGGUCAUAAAUAUGCUGGGAACUUGAUCAUCUACAGUCCAGGUGUUGAUGCAAAGAUAACUGGUCAUUGGUAUGGCUAUGUCACUCCUGCGGAUGUGCCUGAAUUGCUUGAUCAACAUAUUGCAAAAGGCGAGAUUAUAGAACGACUUUGGAGGGGUCAAAUGGGGGUGUCUGCUGAGGAAGGUGAAAAAGCGAAAGACCAGAAGAUUCCAAAUGGAGUUGAAGUUGAGUCAGUUGACAAAAUCAAGGAGAAAGAAAGUGAAACUCAAGACAUAAGUACUUCAGGUUGUUGCCAGGGUGCUAAUGGCGGGGUUACUUGUUGCAGAGAUGUAAGUUUGGAACAGAGUGAUAAAAGUGAAGAAAAGAAGGUAGGCGUUUGCAGCAAAGAGGGGUCUAUCUGCAAACUGUCGGGCUGGUUUAGAAAAUUGGAUCAAGCGGACAUGUAUGCUGCCGCGGCUGUGGUCAGUGCAGUAGCAACAGUGGCGGUGGCCUAUGUCUUUUACAAAAGAUCGAACUGAAAUAUACUACUGUUAUCCAUGGCUUCCAGUGUGCUCGCAACACUGUAUCCUGGUUUUUUUGUAGGGAGUUUGGUGGUUCGACAUCAAUAAAAGCAUACUCUUUCAUAACCUUAUGUUAAAGGAGAUAAUUUUAUAAGUUUCUUUGGUUAAAGGUGAUUUUUUUUUUUUACUUUUAAAAAAUGUAUUCAUUAGUCAGCUUGCUUAAUAAUGUGGCAUUAGCAGUGACUUUUACUUUGUUAUUAUUGUCUCAUAAUGUGUAGAUGCUACAAAAUGACCCAUAUAAACUAUAAAGUACUUUCUUUUAGUA
Cannabis sativa is the source of this 1677-nucleotide messenger RNA. RefSeq lists its product as uncharacterized. The coding region runs from base 93 to 1370 and encodes 425 amino acids. The record is from RefSeq and is a predicted model, not a curated record. The transcript has 5 exons. Lineage: Eukaryota; Viridiplantae; Streptophyta; Magnoliopsida; Rosales; Cannabaceae.